GAAUGUUGUCUUUGAAUAUUCUGUUAGGAGGAGAUAUGUUGGCUGUGGGGUUGUCGUUAUAGAUAUGUGUGUAACAAGGAGCAUAGGAGGAAGAUGUUGGCAGAUGUGCUAACAUCUUCCCUCCUGAGUCACAGUGCUCCUUCUGGACUCCGCCCUGCAACUGGACACAAAUCGGCUGUUCCUUCAAGUUCCUCUGUCCAAUGGAAGCUAAUGGGUGCAGCCAGAGGUGGGGGGUGCUUCUCCCAGAGUAUGAACAGAGCAGGAGAGGCUCCAGUCCUUCUUCACCACACACACGUGUUACUGUGGCUGCAGACAGACAGUAUGUCAGGAGGACGCCCCUGUUCUCUGCACAUCAACAUGCGUCCAUCCUAAAGAAGCACUCAGACAAGGAGAACCCGUUGGCUGUCAGCAGACCUGAAGAACAGCUCACUGACAGGACCUCCUGCAGCAGAGUGAAGGAGGAGCUCAGCCCAGACAGCUUCAGCCUCUCUUACAGGGACAUGUCUCCUCCUUCACCCUGGAGGAGAGACCUUGCCUCACCCAUGGUUGUUUCAGAUCUCAGGGACCGGCUGUCCACUCUCCCUGGCAGCAGAUCCGCUCAGCAGAGCCUCUCCAGCUCCAACAUGAAAGUCCAGAAACUGAACCACCCAGUGCGCCUGCAGCUGACCUCUGCCGUCCUGCAUCCAACAUACAGCCCUCGCUCAGGGGACUCCAGGAGGAGUCGUCGGGGGGGGGCCAAACUGUGCCCUUAUGGAGGACAUCCUGUGUCUCCCUUUCAGGCCGAGUACUGGGCCUGUGCCAUCCCCCCAGCUCUGCCUCUAUCUCCGGACAGACAGACCACGAGCUGGGAUCCUAACAGGGAGUACCAAGCGCUGUUGGACUACAGCUACCCUCUGAGAGCGGGACAGCCGCUCUGUGCGGGGGACAGCCCUGAGCACCAGGAACACACUCUCAACCCGCAGGACUCAGGGAUAGAGCAGGACCUCCUAUGUAGCUCUGACAGUAUGUCUCUCAGUGGGGGGCACAGGUAUCCUAGCCUACAGGGGCUCAAAGCCUCUGGUACCUCACUCUCCCUUGCAGACUUGUACUGCAGUCCCCAUCAGCAAUGUGCACUGUCCAGGUGUGCAUUUGAGGAGCUGGACGAGGUCUUCUGUCCUCUUCCAGAGCAGCUGGAGGGGCUGCAGCUGCUGCCUAGACAGGUGGGCACACUCUGAGACCACUGACCUGCAUCUGGUUCAAACGGCUGCUUCCU
This is a messenger RNA of Notothenia coriiceps (black rockcod), 1252 nucleotides long. RefSeq lists its product as uncharacterized. NCBI's taxonomy places the organism in Eukaryota, Metazoa, Chordata, Actinopteri, Perciformes, Nototheniidae. The transcript has 3 exons. The record is from RefSeq and is a predicted model, not a curated record. The coding region runs from base 201 to 1214 and encodes 337 amino acids.